AUGACUGGUCCAUCGAUUCAAGAUCGCACGAGCGAGUUCAGCGCUAUCUUAGGACAAACCCAGAAACGUCUUGGCACCUCGAAAGUUGGCUCACAGCGCCAGGCACUGUUGACAGAUACACAAAGGAGACAAGCCAAUUCUUCUCCAUCAGGCGCACAUGAUGCAAAGGGUGCGCGGUCAGAGUUCGCCCGUCAUGCGCGAGACAUUGGAAGAGGAAUCGCCGGAACCACGGCGAAGCUCCAGCGACUAGCGGAGUUGGCGAAGCGCAAAACUUUAUUCGAUGACCGACCCGUUGAGAUAUCUGAAUUAACAUACGUUAUCAAGCAAGACUUGGCUUCGCUGAACCAGCAAAUUGCUGGCCUACAGGCUUUGACACAAGCGCAACACCCGAAGGUGAACCGUUCAAAAACGGAUCAGGAGGGAGAGCACAAUGACAACGUUGUUGUGAUGCUGCAAGGAAAGCUCGCAGAUGUUGGGGCUAGCUUCAAGGAAGUCCUGGAAGUGCGCACGAAGAAUAUUCAAGCGUCUCGGACAAGAACAGAGAACUUUGUAUCUUCCGUUUCAUCCAAGUCGCACACUGCCCUGGACUCGCAGCGCUCCGAUUCGCCUUUAUACAAUCCAUCGGGACGACGAACUCCUCAACCCGGAUACCAAGGAAACUCGUCCGAUCUUUUGACACUCGAUCCCUCAAACCCUUCGCCUCUCGGACGCUCAUCAAUGCAAUCAGACCAACAGUUACUGGUAAUGGAAGAAGGCCAGACGAGUAACACUUACAUUCAGGCCCGUGGCGAAGCCAUUGAAGCCAUUGAAAGGACCAUUAAUGAACUCGGUGGUAUCUUCGGUCAAUUGGCUCAGAUGGUUAGCGAACAGGCUGAGAUGGUUCAGCGCAUUGACGCUAAUACAGAAGACGUUGUGGACAAUGUGCAAGGUGCCCAACGUGAAUUGAUGAAGUAUUGGACUCGUGUUUCCGGGAACAGAUGGCUUAUUGCUAAGAUGUUUGGUAUUCUUAUGAUUUUCUUCCUUCUCUGGGUCUUGAUCUCAUGA
Messenger RNA from Penicillium taxi, 1044 nucleotides. Its product is annotated as t-SNARE syntaxin. The record is from RefSeq and is a predicted model, not a curated record. Bases 1 to 1044 code for a protein of 347 amino acids. Gene Ontology annotation, cellular component: Golgi membrane; SNARE complex; endomembrane system. Lineage: Eukaryota; Fungi; Ascomycota; Eurotiomycetes; Eurotiales; Aspergillaceae. Gene Ontology annotation, molecular function: SNARE binding; SNAP receptor activity. Gene Ontology annotation, biological process: endoplasmic reticulum to Golgi vesicle-mediated transport; intracellular protein transport; vesicle fusion. The transcript is spliced from 4 exons.